AUGGAUAUCGCAAUUCCCCUUCACACUGGGCCUUUGGACUCAGAGAUAUCUGUAGAACGAACAAGUCCUUUACAAGUUCAGGUGAAGAACUUGGUGUCUCCACAGAGAGUAUUUGCAGACCCGGAGCUGAUGGGAGAGUGUCCCAAAGAUUUGUCAGUCCUAUCUCUUGUCAUGCAUCUCGGGGUCACGGUGAACGAGGACAAGCGCAAAGGCCCACCAUUCGAAAUCGUGACGACGCCAAAAGGUGGAAACACUCCUGCCGGCAAUACACACUCUAGUGCGAAAUCAACUCCAGCUGACAUUGAACGACACCAUUACUGCAUUAUUCUCUAUGGUUGUACAAACAAAACCUACUCCUGCAUCGGUAAUAACGGGGCAACCUAUGAGACUCUCCUUCGAAGGUUGAUCCCAUUACAUGACUACCCAAGAACUCAUAAACCCGAAUUUGUUAAAGCAGUGAAAGCAUUGAAACAUUCUCUGUAUACACAGAACCAGGAUUGGUAG
Messenger RNA from Marasmius oreades (fairy-ring Marasmius), 504 nucleotides. RefSeq lists its product as uncharacterized. The record is from RefSeq and is a predicted model, not a curated record. NCBI's taxonomy places the organism in Eukaryota, Fungi, Basidiomycota, Agaricomycetes, Agaricales, Marasmiaceae. The transcript has a single exon. Bases 1 to 504 code for a protein of 167 amino acids.